CAAUGAGGUGGCCGUUAUUUUCUCCUUUUCCAUGAAGCACACAUCACUCACGUGAUCCCUCAUUUUCUUUUUCUCUGCCAAAAAACAAUUACAACCUUCGAGAAAUCCGCCUCACCUCCCUGCCUUUGAAUCAAAAACCUGUUUUCCCGGUCACCCUUCUCCUUUUCUUUUUCUCUCCUUUAAAUAAAAUCCCAAUCCCUUUUUCUACUCGCUCUUCUCACUCUUUUAUCAUUUUCUCCAAACACUCUCAACCUCUUUUUUCAUUCCUCCAUUUCAAUGGCUAAGGUUAAGAUCGGAAUCAACGGAUUUGGAAGGAUCGGUCGUUUGGUUGCUAGAGUUAUUCUUCAGAGGGAUGAUGUUGAACUUGUUGCUGUUAAUGACCCCUUCAUCACCACUGAUUAUAUGACAUAUAUGUUUAAGUACGACACUGUGCAUGGUCAAUGGAAACACCAUGAGGUCAAGGUUAAGGAUGAAACUACUCUUCUCUUCGGUGAGAAGGCCGUCAAAAUCUUCGGUCACAGGAACCCAGAAGAGAUCCCAUGGAAAGAUGCUGGAGCUGAUUUCGUAGUAGAAUCCACCGGUGUCUUUACCGACAAAGAUAAGGCUGCUGCUCACUUGAAGGGUGGUGCCAAGAAAGUUGUCAUUUCUGCUCCUAGCAAAGAUGCUCCUAUGUUUGUUGUUGGUGUUAAUGAACAUGAAUACAAGCCAGAACUUGACAUUGUUUCCAACGCCAGUUGUACCACCAACUGCCUUGCUCCCUUGGCCAAGGUUAUCCAUGACAGGUUUGGCAUUGUUGAGGGUCUCAUGACAACUGUUCACUCUAUCACUGCCACUCAGAAGACUGUUGAUGGUCCCUCUGCUAAGGACUGGAGAGGUGGAAGGGCUGCUUCCUUUAACAUCAUUCCCAGCAGCACCGGAGCAGCCAAGGCUGUUGGAAAGGUUUUGCCAGCUCUCAACGGAAAAUUGACCGGAAUGUCUUUCCGUGUUCCCACUGUUGAUGUCUCUGUUGUCGAUCUUACUGUCAGACUUGAGAAGUCCGCUACCUAUGAUCAGAUUAAGGCUGCUAUCAAGGAGGAAUCUGAGGGCAAGUUGAAGGGAAUUUUGGGGUACACCGAGGAUGAUGUUGUUUCCACCGACUUCGUUGGUGACAACAGGUCAAGUAUCUUUGAUGCCAAAGCUGGUAUUGCUUUGAACGAUAACUUCAUUAAGCUUGUAUCUUGGUAUGACAACGAGUGGGGAUACAGUUCCCGUGUUGUCGACUUGAUCGUUCACAUGUCUAAGGCCUAAGCGGUUUCUCGGUGUUAAUCUCGGCAUGCAUGCUUUGAUGCAGUGUUAAUCCUUAAUUGUUCAGAGAUAGUUGUCUUAGAAUAAAGCGGGAUUUUGUGAUAUUAGAACUUUUGGAGAUUUCGUUUUGUUUAUUACUAAUUAUUAUUAUUAUUAUUAUUAUUAGUAGGUGUUGGCAAUUGGCAUAUUGGGUUGUCUCCCUUUCUGCUUUGUCUUUAAAUUUGAUACCGAGUAUGUGGUCUGUAACGGAGUGUUAUCAACCCCUGUUUUUGUUUUCUUAUAUUUUCUCUAAAUAAUGUCGAAUUUGUCCAAAAUUCUUGAAGAGUUUGACAUUGGAGUAUGAUUUUAUUUCUUAAAAA
Molecule: messenger RNA, 1643 nt
Organism: Amaranthus tricolor (Joseph's coat)
Lineage: Eukaryota; Viridiplantae; Streptophyta; Magnoliopsida; Caryophyllales; Amaranthaceae
Product: glyceraldehyde-3-phosphate dehydrogenase, cytosolic
Exons: 12
Coding region: 277-1287 (336 amino acids)
Biological process (GO): glucose metabolic process
Molecular function (GO): NAD binding; oxidoreductase activity, acting on the aldehyde or oxo group of donors, NAD or NADP as acceptor; NADP binding
Source: RefSeq, a predicted model, not a curated record